This is a messenger RNA of Zygotorulaspora mrakii, 1176 nucleotides long. It is a transcript of the gene TFG2, whose product is annotated as transcription factor IIF subunit TFG2. The coding region runs from base 1 to 1176 and encodes 391 amino acids. Gene Ontology annotation, cellular component: transcription factor TFIIF complex. Gene Ontology annotation, biological process: transcription initiation at RNA polymerase II promoter; transcription by RNA polymerase II. The transcript has a single exon. The record is from RefSeq and is a predicted model, not a curated record. Lineage: Eukaryota; Fungi; Ascomycota; Saccharomycetes; Saccharomycetales; Saccharomycetaceae.
AUGUCUCAGAAGGAAGUUCUUGCGAAAACCAAUGAUGAGUCUGGUGAUGAGUACAUGUCACAGGAGGAAGAGGUUUUUGAUGGUAACGAUAUUGAAAAUAAUGAGAACAAAGUUUAUGAAGAGUCUCUAGAUUUGGAUCUUUCUCGCAGUAACAGACAAGUUUGGCUAUGUCGGUUACCCAUGUUUCUAGCCGAAAAAUGGAGAGACAGAAAUAAUAUUCAUGGUCAAGAGUUGGGAAAGAUUAGGAUAAAUAAAGAUGGCAGUAAGAUUAAACUGGUACUCAAUGAAAACGACAGCGAUUCGAUACCGCAUGAAUAUGAUCUUGAACUAACGAAAAAAGUUGUCGAAAACGAAUAUAUAUUUACUGAGCAGAAUUUAAAGAAGUACCAGCAAAGGGUAAGGGAAUUGGCCUCUGAUCCCGAGAAGCAAAGACAAGCAUAUAUCAAGAAACAGGAGAGGGAAGAAGAGCUCAAAAAGAAACAGCAACAACUUAAACGUAGAAACAAUAGAAGAAAGUUCAAUCACAGAGUUAUGACAGAUAGAGAUGGUAGGGAUAGGUAUAUUCCUUACGUGAAGACCAUACCAAAAAAGACAUCUAUAACAGGAACUGUGUGUCAUGAAUGUCAAGUAAUGCCUUCGAUGAAUGAUCCCAACUAUCAUAAAAUCGUCGAACAAAGAAGAAAUAUUGUUAAGAAUUACAAUAAAGAAAAGAUAACAACUCUGGAGCAAACCGUUGGUGUGACAAUGAGUCAUACUGGUAUGUCCAUGAGAUCUGAUAAUUCAAAUUUCUUGAAAGUUGGUCGUGAAAAGGCAAAGAGUAAUGUUAAAUCCAUUCGUAUGCCUAAAAAGGAGAUUCUGGAUUAUCUAUUCAAACUAUUUGAUGAAUACGAUUAUUGGUCGUUGAAAGGUUUAAAAGAACGUACAAGACAACCAGAGGCACAUUUGAAAGAUUGCCUGGACAAAGUUGCCACGUUGGUGAAAAAGGGCCCAUAUGCAUUCAAAUAUACGCUGAGACCGGAAUACAAGAGAUUAAAAGAGGAAGAAAGAAAGGCCACUCUUGGUGAGCUAGCAGAUGAUCCCUCUGGUAACGGUGACGGAUUCAACGAUCUAAAUGAAGGUGAUGGCGAUGCUGAUGCUGAAAACGAGGAGGAUAUGGAAAUGGAGGACGUUGUCUAG